Messenger RNA from Camellia sinensis, 846 nucleotides. Lineage: Eukaryota; Viridiplantae; Streptophyta; Magnoliopsida; Ericales; Theaceae. The record is from RefSeq and is a predicted model, not a curated record.
AUGUCUGCCUCUGAUUCUGGAAGAGGGAGGAAGAGGAAAAAUGUUGCGGGUAACCAAACGAAUCCUGGUUGGGAACAUGGAAUUGAAAUAGUUACUGCAACCAAAAAGGUACAAUGCAAGUAUUGUAACGUGACUCGAUCGGGAGGUAUAUUUAGAUUAAAACAUCAUUUAGCUUGUACUCAUCAAAAUGUUGAGUCAUGUCCUCUAGUCCCAGAAGAUGUUAGAGGAAAGUUCAUGAGUCUUUUAAGAACUCAAACAUUAGAGUCUCAAAAUAAAAAGAGAAAGAUGUUUGAUGUUGGUGAUGAUUCUGAAGAGGAGGUGGAACUAUUAUCAUGUCAUCAUCAAAACAAACAAAAACGGGUGGGUGCCAUGGAUAAAUUUGUGAUGAAGAAAUCUGGACGUCAAAAUCAAAAAACUCUCAAUCAAAUGUUUAAGAAAGAAGAGAGAGAUGAUAUUGGGGAUUAUGGAAAAGGACUUGUGCCACCAUCUUACCAUGAAAUUAGGGUGACAUUUUUAAAAAAAGAAGUGCAUGAGACACUACAAUUGGUUGAUGAGUUUAAGGAACAAUGGAAGAAGACCGGAUGUACAAUUAUGUUGGAUGGAUGGUCAGAUAGAAAGAGAAGAUCCAUAUGUAAUUUUCUUGUGAAUAGCCCUAAUGGAACUAUUUUCUUGUCAUCACUAGAUACAUCCGACAUUUCAAAAACGGGUGAAAAGGUUUUUGAGAUGUUAGAUGAGGUUGUUGAGAAGGUUGGCGAAGAAAAUGUUGUGCAAGUUGUAAUUGACAAUGCUUCUAAUUAUAAAUUGGCGGGACAAAUGUUAAUGGAUAAGCGAAAGGGCUUGUUUUAG